Alosa sapidissima (American shad) is the source of this 1709-nucleotide messenger RNA. RefSeq names its product sepiapterin reductase a (gene spra). Bases 227 to 1066 code for a protein of 279 amino acids. The record is from RefSeq and is a predicted model, not a curated record. The transcript has 3 exons. NCBI's taxonomy places the organism in Eukaryota, Metazoa, Chordata, Actinopteri, Clupeiformes, Clupeidae. Gene Ontology annotation, molecular function: sepiapterin reductase (NADP+) activity. Gene Ontology annotation, biological process: tetrahydrobiopterin biosynthetic process.
CUAGCCGCUCUUUCCUCCAGUAGCUCCAUUCUCGUGAUAGGUUGGAAGAGGGGGCGUGACAUGAGGGUAGAACACUGAUGUGCUUCCGGCUCGAUUACACCGAUAAGCCGCGAGAGAGCAUUCUUAUCAUAAUUGUAUUCUGUGGCGAAUUGAUCCCGCACGCACACAUUUUUUCCACAAGCAAAAGUCCUUUAAAUAUCGACAGCGUUCUCUGCUCACCAGUUCCAUGUCAAAAAUGCAGGACAAAUACUUCCCAGAUGUGGUUGGCUCGGACGGAAGGGAUUUCGGCAAAGCCGUCUGUAUCAUAACAGGAGCGUCCAAGGGAUUCGGGCGGUGUAUAGCCAAAGAAAUCGCCUUGUUGCUCAAACCGGGAUCGAUGUUCUUUUUGGUUGCUCGGUCUGGUGACAAGCUGCGAGAGCUCCAGGCCGAACUAGCUGCCACUCGUGCAGGCAAAGCUGGCUUGAUAACUCGAUGCGUGGUCGCAGAUUUGGGUCUGAAGGAUGAUGUGGACCAAGUGAUACGAGAGAUUCGAGAGGCAGCAUCAGACAUCGACAUAAACCAACUACUCCUAAUUAACAAUGCAGCCUCCCUGGGCGAUGUCUCCCGCUUCGCCAAGAGCUUCACAGAUCUGCACGAGGUGAACGCAUACAUGUCCUUCAACGUGAGCUCGGCCCUCAGCCUCACGGCCAGCGUGCUGGAGGUGUUUCCACGGCGACAGGACCUGCGUCGCUGCGUGGUCAACAUCAGCUCCCUGUGUGCCCUGCAGCCCUUCCCCUCCUGGGUGCUCUACUGCACGGGCAAGGCGGCCAGAGACAUGAUGUUCAAAGUGCUCGCCGAGGAGGAGCCGGACCUCAGGGUGCUCAGCUACGCGCCAGGCCCCCUGGACACAGACAUGCUCCUGCAGGCGCGCACGGAGUCGGGGGACGCCGGCCUGAAGAAGUCCAUUGCGGCGCUGCACUCCCAGGGCGAGGUGCUGACCUGUGAGGAGUCCUGCAGCAAGCUGCUCAAGGUGCUACUGGAGGACGAGUACCCGUCCGGGACGCACCUCGACUACCAUGACGUGUAGAAGAUACACACACGCACACACACACACACACACACACACACACCUUGACUACCAUGACGUGUAGAAGGCACGCACACACACUCACACACACACACACACACACACACGCACCUCGACUACCAAACACACUCACACACACACACACACACACACACCUCGACUACCAUCAUGACGUGUAGAAGGCACGCACACACACUCACACACACACACACGCACCUCGACUACCAAACACACACACACACACGCACCUCGACUACCAUGACGUGUAGAAGGCACACACACGCACAGACACACACACACUCACCUCGACUACCAUGACGUGUAGAAGGCACACGCACACACAAACACACACACAGGCACCUCGACUACCAUGAGGUGUAGAAGGCACACAGACACACACACACUCACCUCGACUACCAUGACGUGUAGAAGGCACACAGACACGCACCUCGACUACCAUGACGUGUAGAAGGCACACGCACACACACGCACACACACACUCACCUCGACUACCAUGACGUGUAGAAGGCACGCACACACACAGACACACACACACACACGCAUGCACGCACAUGCACACAACUCACACACACACACUCACACACACGCACACGCACACGCACAUGCACACACACACGCACAC